AGAGUAGGCGACAAAUCAGUAAGGAUCGGGAGGGCAUGGACUGCACCUGCCUGGGGAUGAGGGAGAAGUGCGGCUUGUGGCCCAGCUGGCAGGAGUGCAGACAUGUGUAGAGACAGAGCCAAGAGAAGGCAUAGGUGAAGGAGGCAGAGGGUAAAAGGAGGGUGGACAGUAGCUUCUUCAGCUGUCUACUCCUAUUCAGAGAUCGAGAAAGGCAAGAUAAGGACAUCAGUCUUCUCUCCCCCAUCACAGCACAUGUCACUGCCAUUGGCCUGGGAGGUGCUGUCCUGAUAUCCUUACCAACAUGAAAGUCCAGUCCUAGAAAGACUAUACUAAUCUUGUGAUAAGCGAGGAAAAUGCCAGUCUCUGGAACCAUCCUGUCGACUGUUGUGUUGGGAAAGAGGAGCACACUGGCUUCUUGUUGCUCUCCCCAAGUCCUUUUACUGUCACAACUCCUUGGCUUGUUUCCCCUAAGCAGCCUAACAGAGCUUCCCUGAAGUUUCCGGUGCUGCCUUCAGGGAUGAUGGCAGCCCACAAAGGAAGUUGGACGGCGAAGAGUAGGCCGCUAAAGGGACCACUGGAGGUACCGUUCCCAGCAGAGAAGGACUGGCCUGAGGACAACGAUGCAGAUUACGUCUUCAAGGACCCCUGUCAGGAGCUGGAAUCUCUGCCUCAGCCGUACCGAAUGAUCGACAAGCUGGUGAACCUUGUGUUUGACCAGACCUGGGAAGCUAUUGAAGAGAGGGAGGCUCUGAGGGAAGCCGAGAGGAACCGGGUGCAGCCCACUGUCUACCCUCCUGUUGCAGAAAUUCAGCUCAACAAAACACCCAAUUGUAUGGCUAUUUCCCAAGACUAUCUGUUCAUUGGAGGAGCCAAAGGAUUCUCCAUCUAUAAUCUGUACAAUGCUAAACGAAUAUUUGUUUGGGAGAAAUUUAAGGUUGAUGUCACUUCCAUCUGGGCCAUGGAUUUGGGGAAUGAAAUGCUCAUUGCUCCUGUGGAUGAACUGGGCAUCGUUAGGCUCUUCUACUUGUAUAAGGAUUGCCUUUUCCUGAUCAAAGCCAUCAAUGAAGCGGAGGACUCCAGCAAGCAAACCACCUGCAUAAAGAUGGAGCUCGCUCAAGGAGGGGACUUUGCUGCCUUCCUCAUACAAGGAGGUGGAGACGUUUGGCUGGAUGUGUAUAAAUUGCCCAAGGACUCUUGGCUGAAGGAAGUGGAACACUACCAACUCGCUCAAAACUCAAAGAAAAAAGUCGGACAGCUGCAACUGAGCAUGCUCGGUCGCAUUACUCCAGAUAAUCUAGAAACGGAUAUGAAUGUGUGUUUUAAAGCAGACAUUAAACUGAGUUUUCCUGUUCACAUAAUGAAGAUCAAGCCACCUAAGCCUCUCACAGGUACACCAUUUAAAAGCCCUCUGGAAGCUUUUGCAAAGAUUGAGGAUUGCCACGGGCUGGGCUCCGGGCAGAACCACUUCAUCAAGGACAGUCAGUGGGAGCAGCAGUCAGACAUCUUUCACACAUUCUACAGGAAGUUCCUGGACACAGAGGGGGAAGAGGAGCAGCCUCUCAGUCUGGCUACAUUCCACUUCUUCCUUCCCAGCCCCAUAUUUGCUGUGCCCAUGGAAGCCAGGAGCUCCUUUGCCUCAGGAGUAGCCUGUGUCCUUGGCGUGCACUGGACUGGAAGUCACAAUUUCUUCCUCUACUCACUGAACAGAACUCUGAAGGAUAAAACGGACCAUGAGGGCGUGUGGCCCUGCGCUGCCCCCAUCACAGUCUCCCAGCUCAGCUGCUCCUCCUCCUACCUGGUGCUGGCCUGCGAGGAUGGCGUGCUCUCACUCUGGGACCUGGCUGUAGGAUUCUGCUUUGGGGUCGUUGCUCUUCCUGAGGGAUCUGUCUGCGAAAGCGUGUAUUUCCUCAAGUACUUCCUGGUCCAUGAAGGACAGAACGUGUACCCCAAGACUCCAGUGAAGUCCCAAAUGUCAUGUGUGGUGCUGUGCACAGACGCGUCCCUCUACCUAGUGUCCGCCAAAGGGACCCAGGGACCCACCGUCCGUGUGCUCGUCGAGAGGCCUGAAAAGCACCUGGAUGAAGCCAUCUGUGCCGUGGCCCCGGUCCGAGCCCUGCCUGGCAUGGUGCUCAUCUUCACCAGGAACGGCUCCAUAUCCCUUAUGAACGUGGCCAAGCCAGAGAUCGUCUGUGCCUUUGCCCCGCCCAGACCCCCUCACGUGACGGGGCCCUGGAAGCCCACGUUUCUCGUGUCUCUACAGCUUCCGUUUUUCCUGCUGCAAGGAGACUGUUCAGAUGUAACGAAAUCCAAAUCCGUGGAGGAGGCGGGCGACACCCGAAAUUCUGUGUUCUACUUUAACUUUGAGGCCUACCCACUCCUGGAAAAUCUUUCCAAAACUUCCGUCACCCCUCCAGAGGAUCUGAGCGAGACCUUGGCCUUUCCCGAGGCGCUGCCGCUGGAGCGCAGGUGUGAGCUGCUGCUGCGGAAGAGCUUCCAGAUGCUGGAGAAGAAACAGAAGCAGAUCCAGGAGCACGAACACUGGAGCCGUCUGCGGAGGUAUUCCUUGCUUCUGCAGCGGGACAACCGAAAGUGACCGGGAACAAGAGAGACCCUGUGACGAACAGCCGCAGCUCAAGCCACUCACAGAACCAG
Molecule: messenger RNA, 2652 nt
Organism: Ochotona princeps (American pika)
Lineage: Eukaryota; Metazoa; Chordata; Mammalia; Lagomorpha; Ochotonidae
Gene: WDR93
Product: WD repeat domain 93
Exons: 16
Coding region: 518-2593 (691 amino acids)
Biological process (GO): electron transport chain
Molecular function (GO): protein binding
Source: RefSeq, a predicted model, not a curated record